AUGCCUCUGGAUAAAACAGAGAACAGAAAGAUCAAAAGACAGAAUCGGCAGAAGCUACCGACGCAGCAGGGACAAACACAGCAGGGACAGACAGAGGCAAGGCGACAGCGUGCGUGUGCCAAUUCUGAUGCAGCUGGGCUGACCUUCGACUGCAACCUUUGGGUCAACUUUUGUGUCUCAAUUGUGCAAUUUUGGUGCAGCCAAAAUCGACGGCAAACACCGGCACGACGCAGGAACAGACGGGGGGGGCAGGACGGCGCGCCGCAAUCGGCGGCCGAUCUGGACCUGGAGCCGCCCGCAGUUGCAGCCCAAGAAAACAACUGGCCUGUUAUCGCCCGCAUUUGCACAUUUUGCGACGCAGGGGAGCAAGACUGA
Molecule: messenger RNA, 375 nt
Organism: Sporothrix schenckii 1099-18
Lineage: Eukaryota; Fungi; Ascomycota; Sordariomycetes; Ophiostomatales; Ophiostomataceae
Exons: 1
Coding region: 1-375 (124 amino acids)
Source: RefSeq, a predicted model, not a curated record